CCACACACUUCUGCCAUGCUCUUCAGUGUGGCCGCUCUUCCGCACUUUCACUUCUGGAAACUCGCACCCUGGUUGCUACGGCAAUCAAGGAGGCUAGCCCCCAGUGGUGGAGAGGCAUAUCGAGGAUUUCCUGUCAGCUUAUCACACUACAGCACUCGCGCUGACCCGAUGCUUGAUGGGAGGAGGGGCCAGCUGUGCGCAGGAGUCCGUGUUGGUCCAAGAUGUGCUGGGCCCUACCAUCCGACCACACAACACCGCCCUGGGGUGAGAGGCGCUCCCCUGUCCCUCUCUGGGACACUACCAACAGCUCACUUGUUCUGCUCCAGAAGCCAAGACACAGAAGACAAGAUGUCAUCCUCCACUUCUUCCAGCUCCACUAAUGGACAGACUAACGCAAAAUUCCCUUUUCGCAAGAGAGCAAGUCUGCAGAUGCCCACAAACACUGAUCCGUUCAGUGUGUCUGGGCCCAAGCCCCUCAAAUCACAGCGCUCACUUCCGUCAGACAGACAGCGCAGUAUAUCCAUGGAGGAGAAGUACAAGGAGAUUGCUGAGGAGCUGUUCUGUCGCAGUAUGGGGGACAGCGAGAUGAGGAGUGCGCCAUACGAGUUCCCGGAGGACAGUCCCAUCGAGCAGCUCGAGGAACGGCGCCACCGUCUGGAGAGGCAGAUCAGCCAAGACAUCAAGCUUGAGCCCGAGAUCUUGCUCCGUGCCAAACAGGACUUCAUGAAAAUCGACAGUGCUGCAGAUCUAGAGCUAAUGAAACAACAGAGUACGGACCAGGUAGAUGCAGGCUUUAAUGAGAGAAUGCCUAUUGAGAGGGAGUUCCAGCGGGUCUCUAUAUCCGGAGAAGAAAAGUGUGGGGUCCCCUUCACUGAUCUUGUAGAUGCUGCUAAAUGUGUUGUAAAAGCAUUGUUCAUUCGAGAGAAAUACAUCAGUCGAUCCAUGCAGUCAUUCUGUAAGACCACGGCCCAUUCUCUGCAGGACCUGGGCAUGAUAAACCACGAGCUAGGGGUCUAUGAGGAGAUCCCUGAGACCCCUGUAGAUGAUGAUGCCCCAGUUCACCCACCAGUUUCAGAGACCCAUCCGUAUGACAACAUGGACCCUGAUAACAUGCCUCCAGACACGGGUUAUGGCUGUGGGAUGGUGGAUGGAGUGGUUCAUGUCUACACCAAAAGAGCCAACAUGGACAAGAGUUCAGAAUUAGACUUGCCGUAUCCAGACUUGAAGGAGUACAUUGCAGAUAUGAAUGUAAUGAUGGCCUUAAUAAUCAAUGGGCCAGUGAAGUCUUUUUGUUACCGCCGCCUACAGUAUUUAAGCUCUAAAUUUCAAAUGCACAUUCUUUUAAACGAGUUGAAGGAAAUGGCUGCACAGAAGAAGGUCCCUCACAGAGAUUUUUACAACAUACGAAAGGUUGACACGCACAUACACGCCUCCUCUUGCAUGAACCAGAAGCACCUGCUGCGGUUCAUAAAGCGCGCCAUGAAGAAGUAUCCCGGGGAGAUCGUUCACAUCGAACGUGGGCGGGGCCAGACCCUGAAAGACGUGUUUGAGAGCAUGAAUCUGACUGCCUUUGACCUCAGCGUGGACACUCUCGACAUGCACGCGGAUCGCAACACCUUCCAUCGGUUUGAUAAAUUCAAUGCCAAGUACAAUCCCAUCGGAGAAUCCAUCCUUCGUGAGAUUUUCAUCAAAACUGACAAUUGUAUUCAGGGAAAAUACUUUGCACACAUAGUGAAGGAAGUAAUGGCUGACUUAGAGGAAAGCAAGUACCAAAACUCCGAGCUGCGUCUCUCCAUAUAUGGUCGCUCCAGGGAUGAAUGGGACAAACUGGCAGAGUGGGCUGUCAAUCAUAAAGUGUACUCUGACAAUGUACGCUGGCUCAUUCAGGUUCCCAGGCUUUAUGAUGUCUAUAAAAUAAAGAAGACUCUAGCCAACUUUCAGGAGAUGUUGGAGAAUAUUUUCCUGCCUCUUUUCGAAGCCACCAUAAACCCACGCAGUCAUCCAGAGCUGCAUCUAUUAUUGGACCACGUGGUGGGCUUUGACAGUGUAGACGAUGAGUCCAAACCUGAGCAUCACAUUUUUAACCAGGAGAGUCCACUGCCUGCCAACUGGACUGAAGAAGACAACCCCCCAUACUCCUACUAUCUCUACUACACCUAUGCCAACAUGACUGUGCUCAACCACCUGCGGAGGAGGAGAUGUCUUCAUACAUUUGUCCUGCGGCCUCAUUGUGGAGAGGCGGGGCCCAUCCAUCACCUGGUGUCAGGAUUCAUGUUGUCAGAGAAUAUCUCCCACGGGCUGCUGCUUAGAAAGGCUCCAGUUCUUCAGUAUCUGUACUAUCUUGCACAAGUGGGCAUUGCCAUGUCACCUCUGAGCAACAACAGCUUGUUCCUUAGUUACCAUAGAAACCCUCUGCCAGAGUACCUAUCCCGGGGCCUCAUGGUGUCGCUGUCCACAGAUGACCCUCUGCAGUUCCAUUUCACUAAGGAGCCGCUGAUGGAAGAGUACAGCAUUGCGGCUCAGGUGUGGAAGCUCAGCUCCUGCGACAUGUGUGAACUGUCCCGAAACAGUGUCCUCAUGAGUGGAUUUUCACACAAGGCAAAGAGUUAUUGGUUGGGACCCAGCUACAUGAGAGAGGGUCCUGAGAGCAAUGACAUCCGACGGACAAACGUCCCGGACAUUCGAGUUGCGUAUCGGCAUGAGACGUUGUCAGAGGAGCUGCAGCUCAUCACUCAUGCAGUGCGCACAGACGAGCUGGACGCCAUUGACGAGGAGGACACUCUCACCAUGGCACCACUUCCAGGACAGCGCUAAGUGUCACAAUAUCUGCACUAACUGUCCCAUUAUUAACCCAGCAUGUCAUUGCAGAGAGGGGACAGCAUCAGUCACAAGCCUUGUGUAAAGAUUAAAAAUGUGUUCAAAAGCACAACAAUCACUGUAGAGCUCUGUGGCCCAGGACAGUGACUGUGUAACUCAUAGAAUAGAUUUAGAAUGUGUCCAGACUAAAACCAUGAAGUCACAGAAACCUUGUGUUCAUGGUUUAGUCUUUAGGAAAGUCUUUUGAUCCACCAUUCUGCCAAAGCCAUACCAAUAUACUAAGACUGUUUGCUAGUUAUUUAUUAUAGAUUUAUAGAAUAAACAUUUUUUUAAUUUCAAACUAAAAUUAUGGCCUCUGUACAGCCACACUUUGUUAGGCAUUUAGAGUUAGUGUUGAUAUUCAAGUGUAGAACAGCUGCUACAGAUCUCCCUUUGGCCAGUAAAAACAUUCCAGUCAGUAAAUGUAGUUUACUCUAGUUGACAGAAGGAUCUAAAAUAACAGUAACUGACAACUGCUUUUUGACUCCAGUUGAUCUUGUGCUGUGUACAGUUCAGUCAAUAGAACAAAGACACAUAUAUUUAUAAUGUAAUGUUAUAUUACACAUAAAAACAAUAAGAAGAGCAUGUAGAUGCUUAAAUUCCUGCCCAGACCAGCUGAGCACUGUUGAUAGAUUUCUCUCUUGAUUUAUGUUGAUCCAGAAAUGGUCCAUUGUACAAAGCAAAGGAGGGACACUACAAAUUAAAUUUUUCUCUCUAAGCCUCGGAGAUUCAAUGACUUGACUGUUGUGUAGCUCUUAGGCAUAUAACUUAAUUAAAACAAAUGAACAUAUGUUCCACUUCUUCCUCUGCAUGCAUCGUAUACAGUAGUUUACACUCUGUAUACUCCACACUUUUAAUUUCAGUACAGCUAGGCCUUCUACAGUAACACAGCUCAGUCAUAUACACUAUGUGCAUGCAUGGAGAUGGCCUUAUUAUGACAAAGCUUCUGCCUUGAAGUGCUUAUGCUGCAUGCUGCAUGAGGAAUUGAAGGAUUGAAUGAGUUCAAACUUUAAGUGUACAGUGAAUACAUGCACAGCAUUGUGUGUCUAACAAACCGGGAUUAUGAAACUUCCCCUAAUGUUUCUAAUGUAUCCACCAGUGUUUCCACCGCACUGCUCUGGCCACUGGCUCAGUCCAGCCUCAGAAAGAUACAGUGCUACUGUCCAAUGACACAGACAGAUGAGACAUGUAAGACAGGUGAAAAGGUUUCUCAGUGUUAAAGGGAUGAAUACAUAAUAUAAUGAGCUGAACAUGGUGGACCCUAUAAAAUCAUGUUUAAAAUGUAUUUUUUUAUGAUACAGAGUUUAUAUUCAUUAAAUUCUUGUUGCCGAGUAAAUUAGUAAUGUCUUCUAGACCAGCCUUAUUUGUUUGCUUUUUAUCUGAUCUGUGUCAAUCAUUAAACAUAAUGUCUAUUUAGCCAUAUUGCAGUAGCCUCUGAAAUACGGCAGAUGAAGUGCAGGUGAGGGCGAGGUGAGGGCGAGGUGAGGGCGAGGUGAGGGCCAGGUGAGGGCGAGGUGAGGGGCAGGUGAGGGCGAGGUGAGGGCCAGGUGAGGGGCAGGUGAGGGCCAGGUGAGGGGCAGGUGAGGGGCAGGUGAGGGCCAGGUGAGGGCCAGGUGAGGGCCAGGUGAGGGGCAGCUGCAGAGCUCUAUAAUCGUGUCACUGACCUUAGUGAAGUGGAACUGCAGAGGGUCAUCUGUGAAAUGUAGCGUUUAUAUUUACCUCUUACUAAAAGCCAAAACUCUCUGGAGUAGUUUUUUUUUCAUUUCUGUCCAGCAGAUGUUUGUAGACUAUUUUCGUGGCCAAACUCGUCAGGAAACAUUUUGCUGUUGUUCACCUACUGUAGACCCUACCUCACCAGAACUCAAAUAAUUGUAACAGCCUUGUUCAUCGUCACAGUUUUAUCCAUCAGUUUAACAAUUAUAUUUGCACUUACAUCAUAAUAGGUAAAUGAUUGAUCUACACCUUUGAAUCCGAGUUCAUAUACCUGUAUUCAGUGUUGGCUCAUAUUUGACAUAUUUUGAGUUGAGCUGUCUUGUUCUGCCAUUUACUUAUGUUGUUUUUCAUUAUAGUUUUAAUGUUUCCUGUAUUUUAUCUGAAGUGUCUUGCCACAAAUACAGAUGCUAUUUGACUAAAGUGUACAUGUAAACAAUAAAGCAUGUUUAUACAGUU
Messenger RNA from Periophthalmus magnuspinnatus, 5025 nucleotides. Its product is annotated as AMP deaminase 2-like. NCBI's taxonomy places the organism in Eukaryota, Metazoa, Chordata, Actinopteri, Gobiiformes, Gobiidae. Gene Ontology annotation, molecular function: AMP deaminase activity. Gene Ontology annotation, biological process: AMP metabolic process; IMP salvage. The record is from RefSeq and is a predicted model, not a curated record. Gene Ontology annotation, cellular component: cytosol. The coding region runs from base 16 to 2814 and encodes 932 amino acids. The transcript has 18 exons.